Messenger RNA from Pelmatolapia mariae (spotted tilapia), 3762 nucleotides. Its product is annotated as BEN domain-containing protein 4. The record is from RefSeq and is a predicted model, not a curated record. The coding region runs from base 359 to 2011 and encodes 550 amino acids. Gene Ontology annotation, molecular function: DNA binding. NCBI's taxonomy places the organism in Eukaryota, Metazoa, Chordata, Actinopteri, Cichliformes, Cichlidae. The transcript is spliced from 7 exons.
CUUUUAGCCCUGUGGGCUGUUGGACAGCUGCUGGACUGCCUUUGACGGACAUCAGAUUGUAGGCUAACUGCUACAGCGCCCCGUUGUUCUCGCUGAGGAUGUUGGCUACAAAAGGAGGCAGGCAGUGGCGCACAAGUCCCGCCUGUAUUUCCCUCUGGAGGAGUCUCAGUAUCGGCGCCCCCGACUGGGGAUUGGAGCGGCGACUUGUCAGUAAAUUAGCCCACCCUUCACAUAGUGUUUGUGAGGGAAACCGAGCCAGACAGUGACGGUCUGAUCCCUCGCUUAUCAGCUGCCUGUCACACCAGCACGCUACGAUACCGACCCGCAGCCAUCCGCCGCGCUGUGACACCUGGCCGGUAUGGAGGGAGAGAUGCAGCCCGCAGAUGAAGGGCCGUGCGCCCCGAAGAUGUGCCGACAGCAGCGGGGUCCGUACAGCACCCUAAAAACCUUCCAGAGCAAGCGCUCUGCGGGCAAGUCGCGCUUUGACCGGUCCGCUGUGGUCGAGAUGCCCCUGUUUGGAGACGGGCAUCAUUUCACUUUUCACCCAGAACAGACUCAUCCUUUCCAGCCGCACCAUCAUCAGCAACAGCGUCUGCAGCAGCAGCAGCUCCACCAAACCGGCGUUUCUAUCAGCAGCAGCCAGCAGCAUCACCAGACGACUCAGCAGCAGCAGCAACGUUUCCCAUGUGAGACCAGGCCCAGCAGCAGGGUUCCGACAUCCACCUCAGCGGCAGCAUCUCUCGGUAGCCAGCAGCGGCACGCCAGCAGCGGCGGAGCAGAGCCCAGAUUUUCUCCGGACUGCACCUACGGUAUCAGCACAGAGAACCGUCUCAUCUUAGAUGCCUUCGCCCAGCAGUGCAGCCGAGUCCUCAGCCUCCUCAACAACGGGCGUCUCCUGGAGCCCUCCUCCUCCUCCUCCUCCUCCUUCACCUCUAACAUUAAGCUGGAAGACGGGCCAGGGGACACUCAGGGGCUUCAUUGCUCCUCACAGGGGAAGUCUAAAUCCGAGGAGAGCUCUUCCACCACAGACCCUGAGGAGGAGGCUCAACAAAGCCAUUUGAACCAACAACAGACCUCUGCAGUUCUCCGCAUCUUCACAGACUCCCUACAGAACUAUCUGCUCUCAGGACCUCAACAACAGCACCAACAGCAGCAGCAGCAACAUCUGUCUGGUAGUCUGGAGGACGAGCAGUGCCCGGCAGCUGAGUCUGGUUCAGGAGUGUCUCCUCCAAGACACAACCUGGGAGGAUGGGGCUCCCCUACUCCAUCAGAAUCAUACGGCCACCCCUCGUCCACACUGCCUGAGGAAGAGGAGGAGGAAGAGAACUGCUGUCCUCGCUGCCUGGAAUUGGAGCAGGAGGUGUUGUCUCUGCAGCAGGAGAACGAGGAGCUCCGCAACAAGUUGGAGAACAUCCCAGUUCCCUGUCAAAAUGUUCUUGACUACUUCAAGACUGUUCUCGAGUUCCACAACCAGCUGGCCCAGCCGAUGCCAGAGGAGCAGCUCACAGAGGAAGAAGAGCGGCAAACAGUCUUUGAGGGCAGUAAACAGCUCCUGGAGAACUAUCCGCUCUUCAUCACGAAUAAGCAGUGGGACGAAGCUGUCAACUCCUCUAAGAAAGAUGGCAGACGGCUGCUGCGCUAUCUGAUUCGCUAUGUCUUCACCACAGAUGAGCUCAAGUUCUCCUGUGGUUUAGGCAAAAGGAAGCGGUCAGUCCACUCAGGAGAGGCAGGCCUGGAAAGACGACCGCUCAACCCUGUUAAAGUCAGCUGCCUCAGAGAGUUUAUCCGGAUGCACUGUGCCUCAAACCCAGACUGGUGGAUGCCCUCUGAGGAGCAGAUCAACAAAGUGUUCAGCGAUGCCGUCGGUCACGCUCGUCAGGGCCGAGCAGUCGGCACCUUUUUGGGCAGCAGCGGCAGCAGCACCAGCAGCCUGUACAUGGACGGCUUUGACGGACAUCUUUCACAGGAUGAACUGUAUUUAAAAAGCUGCCAGAAUGGUCAGUCGGAUUGAAGUUGAAGGAGAAAUUAAAGACAAAUGCCUGAGAUGUAGCUGUACAACAACAUAUCCCAAAACUCUGACCUUAUCCUGUCACUUUACACAGUGAAGAAAACAUUCCAGAAGACGUUUAACAUAUAGAAUACAGUCCUCCUUUUCAAAUAGUUUUAUAGUUUUCCCCAUUUUUAUACCUAAACCCUUUGUUUAGUGAAAAUUGGACUCUUGAUGUUUUUAAAUUGAACAGUUUGAGUCUUCCAUAUGCUCCUUUUUUAUAGUUUGAGCAGUUACAUCACUGCCAGUGGAAAGAAGUCACUUCAAGGAGGCUGAUUUUUUUUUUCUUUUCUUUGUUUUUAGUUGUUUUUUUUACAAUCUACAUGCACAUUUAGAGUUCAUAUGGAAGUUAUUUAUGUUAAUGACCCAGUUAGAGACUUAUAUUAUGUACCUUUGACACCACUUAUAAACUUUACCAUGGAAAGUAGCACUUAAUAUAUAUUUUUUUGUCACUGGUGAAGCACCUUUACUUGCAGCCCUUCAACAGGAGUGCCUCUGAGAAAAUCAUGUUUUGUUAUUUGUAGUUUUGCACUUUGAAUCUCUUUAUUUUUCCCUCAUUUAAACUGAUCCUGAUGCAUCAAGUUUUACUUAAUGGAAGGAAAAGUGCAUUUAAAAAGAAAAAAGUUUGUGAAAUGUCUUUGAAUCCAGCCUCCUUUGGCUGGAAAAUGUUUCAAUCAAUGCUGCGUUGCUCCUAAUCUUCAUGUAAGGAAGAAUAUCGCAAAUUAAUCAAAAGCGCUAUAUUGGAAAUUGCUAAAAUUUAAAAAGUCAGUUUGGUUUUGACCCAACUUCCAUUUUUGGCUUGUAAGAAUUCCUCGCGUCUGCAAGCGAUACAUGACAUUUCUUGUUUGAAUUACUGUGUGUAGCAGCGAUAUAAUACUGAUGUUUUUUCCACAUAAUAAACUUGUAAUAAAACAUAAAUUGCAGAUUUAAGGAAAAAAUGGAAGCCUGGGAAAUGCUAAUCAGACUGUUUCUUUUUAUUUGAAUGUUUGAAUUUUUUACAUGAAUGUUUUUUUCCUUUGCAUUCUGAAAAUUUGGAAUUCAGUUAAAAGAGAAUUUACGGUAUUUCGCGAGCAUUCCCUUAUUACAGUGUUGCCGUACUCAAAGAAAGCAUUUCAUGUCGGGAUUGAUCAAGACAUUUGGUUUAAGGCAGCUGCCAUAUAAUAAUGCCUUAAACUCGUUUGGAGACCACCACAGUGUAAAGUGUUAAAGAUGUGUGUCAGAAAUCCUGUAAUGUGUUUCAUUUGUGUGUCGGUCUAAAGUUUCUUUAAAUGUCAAUCCAAGUGGAAAAAAUUUGAUCACUUCAUCGUUUUCCUGCAACUUUUCCAAUUUGCACCUUUAAGUGUCUUACUGUAGGCAAGGCAAUCCUAAAGUGAGAAGUCCACGUGCAGGAUUCAACCAUUUUUAUUCUUUUGUGCUUAUUUGACGCUCGUUGACUUCACCUCACGACACUGUUUUCUGCGUUUGAAUGUACCAGAUUUCUUAGGUCGGUCCGCCAAGUUGACAGUGCUGUGUAAAUGUGUAAUAUAAAGUACAGUUAUUGUGUGAGGUGUCUUUGAAAUACCACGUCUCCCUCUUUAAAAAGCCAAGUAGAAAAGUGCCACAGAAACCUUAAACCAGUCGGAUUCUGUUGUUGUGUUGCUGUUCUGAAUGUGAGCGUUGGUUUGUAUUUACUCCUUUACCCUCAAAGUGGCUGUUAUCAACACUGUGAAACAUCA